AUGGCUUCAAAGCCCAAUCGCCGCAUCACGAAGAAAACUUCUCCGAAGAAGGUUGCAAAAGCAAAGAAGAAGGACAAGAGCAAAAAGGAAGGCAGCAAUGCCAAGAGUGCUUAUCACUACUUCCUGACAAGCCAGCGGAAAGACGUGCUGUCACGCGCCGACAUCGAAGACACGCCUUUGAACUUCGAGAGGAGCGCCAAGGCAGUGGCUGCAGCCUGGCAGGGACUCAGCAAGAUUCAACGCGAGCCUUUCGAACGCUGCGCUGCACUCGACCGGACUAGGCGUGACCUGGGAAAGAUGAAGGGUGCCAAGCUGAAAGUUAGCAAUGAGCUGACGGGUCUGGUGAAGGCAGCUGUAGAGGCUCUGGCACAGACACCCUCUGCUGACAGCUGCUCAGCUGGGCGCAAGGCGGCUGAGGACGUCGUGGCAUCCCUGGAGGCAUUGGAUUCCAGGCUUUGUAAUGCUGGCCGGGCGGCUGCCGCUGCCGGCCUGCGCAAUGGUGCAAGUGGUGUGAUGCUGGCUGCUGGGGCUGUGGGCCCUGCAGUCGGUGGUCGACUCACAGCCAUCAUCCGGAAGUGGUCCUCCGCUCCGGCUCCGAAGCGGAAAGCGCCAAAGCAAGCGCAGCAGCCCCCACCAAAGUCUGCGGCCUCGCAGGCCUCGCCUGGGCCUGGAAGUGGCGAUGGGGAGAGCACCUUGGAAGGCGACUAUUUGCGCAGCCGUGUCGUGGGGAUGUUGAUGCGCACCGCAGGCCAGAAGCUGGGUAAGGCGCACUUGGAGACUUGUCGGCGGAUCGAGGCAUCUUUGUACCACAAGUUUGGGCAGAACCUGAAGGAAUAUCGGCAGCGGGCACGCAGCUUGAGCGUGAACCUCAGCAAGGCAGAGAACCGCCUGCUUGAGAAGGUUUGCGAGGGGUCGCUGCAGCCCUCGGAACUGGCUGGAUUGACAGGUGAGGACCUGGCACCGGAGGCUGUCCGCAUCGCCCGAGAGAUGGAGCGCCAGAGACACUUCCGUGAAGAGGUCCACCUGACAGCGGCGCAUCCCAAGACGAAGCAUGAGCUUUUCGUUCGUCGGCGUGACAGUGACGAGAGGUGCCUUCUGCUGCAAGGUAUGAAUUGGAUGUUCCUGUUCACCUCUAGCGAACCGUCACCACAAGCGCAGGUGUGCGAGGGAGCACACUCCUUGCCAGCAUCCUUGCUUGCAGCAACAAGCAUCGAGCUCAUCAGAAGUUCCCGGUUCAUAGCCCUUCUAGCAAGUUCCGCCUGUAGAUAA
Symbiodinium necroappetens is the source of this 1269-nucleotide messenger RNA. NCBI's taxonomy places the organism in Eukaryota, Dinophyceae, Suessiales, Symbiodiniaceae. The record is from the annotation of a GenBank genome assembly.